AUGUCUAAGCUCUCCCCGCUCGGUCGGCUCCUCCAGGGGUCCCUUGCUUCAUUUUUUUUCCGCGAUUCGUCUGACAGGCCCCGCAAUGUACUGACGCUCGGUCUCCUAGUCGCAAAUAUGCUCAACAAGCUGUCCGGGCAGCCAGAGAGCUACGAAAAGAAGGCUCUCUAUAAAUUCGGACGGACGCUGGGUGCAGGUACAUAUGGAAUUGUUCGUGAGGCGGAAGGCACCGAAAAUCAGAAGGUUGCGGUGAAGAUAAUCUUGAAGAAAAAUGUCCGUGGUAAUGAAAACAUGGUCUACGAUGAGCUUGAGAUGCUGCAAUCACUCCAACAUCCCCAUAUUGUCUCUUUCGUCGACUGGUUCGAAUCUAAGGACAAAUUCUAUAUCGUUACACAGCUAGCCACUGGUGGCGAGCUGUUCGACCGUAUCUGCGAGUAUGGCAAGUUCACUGAGAAGGAUGCGUCGCAGACCAUCCGCCAGGUGCUUGAUGCCGUGAACUAUCUGCACAAGCGCAACAUCGUUCACCGAGACUUGAAACCCGAGAACCUCCUCUACCUCACCCGUGCCGCCGAUUCUCAAUUGGUCUUGGCGGAUUUCGGUAUUGCGAAGAUGCUGCACGACCCCUCUGAGGUAUUGACCAGCAUGGCCGGCUCCUUUGGAUAUGCUGCCCCCGAGGUCAUGCUCAAGCAGGGCCACGGCAAGGCUGUCGAUAUGUGGUCUCUCGGUGUUAUCACCUAUACCCUCCUAUGCCGCAUCAUCUUCCACGAGCGGUACUGGCGCGACGUAUCUCAGGAUGCCAAAGAUUUCAUUCUCAGUCUCCUGAAUGCGGACCCCAGCAAGCGAGUUUCCUCCGAGGAAGCCCUCAAGCACGUGUGGCUGACCGGAGAGACUGCGAGCGACCGUGACUUGCUGCCUGAAAUCCGCACCUACAUUGCACGUGCCCGUCUCCGCCGCGGAAUCGAGAUCGUCAAGCUCGCCAACCGUAUCGAGUCGCUCAAGAUGCACGAGGAGGAGGACGGGGAGGAUAUCCCCAGCCCCAUGGACAUGGGCGCCUCAUCCGAAGAGCCGAGUGUGGAGGAACCCCCCUGCUCCAAGCGACGAUGCCAGUCCUACCAGCCCUACCCCCGGCCACGCGAAGAAGAAGAGUCUGGCUAG
Penicillium mononematosum is the source of this 1155-nucleotide messenger RNA. RefSeq names its product serine/threonine-protein kinase. Gene Ontology annotation, biological process: cellular response to oxidative stress; protein phosphorylation. The coding region runs from base 1 to 1155 and encodes 384 amino acids. NCBI's taxonomy places the organism in Eukaryota, Fungi, Ascomycota, Eurotiomycetes, Eurotiales, Aspergillaceae. Gene Ontology annotation, molecular function: calcium/calmodulin-dependent protein kinase activity; ATP binding. The record is from RefSeq and is a predicted model, not a curated record. The transcript has 5 exons.